This is a messenger RNA of Scylla paramamosain (green mud crab), 2351 nucleotides long. Its product is annotated as gamma-butyrobetaine dioxygenase-like. Gene Ontology annotation, biological process: carnitine biosynthetic process. The record is from RefSeq and is a predicted model, not a curated record. Lineage: Eukaryota; Metazoa; Arthropoda; Malacostraca; Decapoda; Portunidae. Gene Ontology annotation, cellular component: mitochondrion. The transcript is spliced from 10 exons. The coding region runs from base 323 to 1552 and encodes 409 amino acids. Gene Ontology annotation, molecular function: oxidoreductase activity.
AAUACUUAUAUGGACGCAGGAACAAGGAACGCCCAGCAACCCUCUGAACCAUGUUGGUGAGCAGACUGGUCACUGGUGUUCGUGGGAACCUCGCCGCGGCCUUCUCGCUGCUGCCUCGGGAUCCUGCCAUCACCUCCAGGGGCACAGCAUGGCUUAGCUUUUGACGCGGUUUGGUGCUCUGGUCAACUCCCGGCAGUCCAUCUGAAGCAAGGGAUCAGCGAGGCAAAGCACACCGCCCCCCAGCCGUGAUUAUAAGGGGAAGGCAGCGGCAGCGGGGACAGGAGGAGGAGGGUGGCAGCGGGCGGAGGUGGGCACAGGCGGGAUGUCACGCGGCUGUCACAACACCGCCAGGUUUGCCACUCAAGCCAUCCCUGCUAAAGCGUGUGUAGAGCGGCCGGUGCUGGACGUCACUAAGGCCAAAGUUGACACCAGGACCACCACCGUGACCUUCAGUGACAACACAUCCUCCGCCUUCCCCUUCGUGUGGCUGCGGGAGAACUGCCAGUGCUCCACAUGCUUCCAGAGUGACGCCAUUGCCAGACUCUUCCUCAUAGACGACCUCGAUGUCCACAUUCAGCCCAAGGAAGUCCAGGUGACGGACGGCUCCCUCAGGAUGGAGUGGCCAGACGGGCAUGUCAGCGUCUUCACAGGGGAAUGGCUGCGUCGCCGAGCCUUCACUCCAGAUUCCAGGGCAGCUCAGCGUACCUGGUGCAUGUUGGAGAAGAAGUUGUGGAGCAGCGAGUUCGAAGUUCCACGAAGCAAGUACAGCACGGUGAUGCACAAUGACAAGGCGCUACUGGACUGGCUGGUGGUGCUGGAGAAGUAUGGCGUGACGGUGGUGGAGGAGGCGCCUAGGAGGGUCGGUGCCAUCAAUGACUUCAUCGAGCGGCUGGGCGUUCUCAAGCCCACGCAUUACGGGAGAGACUACGAGAUCGUGACGCACGUGACGCCCAACAACCUGGCCUACACUGGCGCCAGGUUGGGACUGCACACUGACCUGCCCUACUGCGAGUACCCGCCAGGGACCACGUGGCUACACUGCAUCAGACAGUGCAUGGGGGAGGGCGGCGAGAACGACCUGAGUGACGGAUUCUACGCGGCGGAGAAGCUGAAGGAGAGACACCCGCAUCACUUCGAGACGCUGGUCAACACACCCAUCUACUUCCAGGACCGAGGUUACGCUCUGUAUGACUUCGACAAGAUCACCCCGAGGACCAGCAUUAGCCUCGACCACUUGGGAAAGAUCUGCCGCAUCCACGUGUCCUCGCAGUCCAGAGACUCGCUCAUGGACUUAGAUCCCGAGGGGGUGAUCAGGUUCUACGAGGCUCUCAAGGCUUACAACGAUAUGCUGAGGGAGUCUGGCGUGCUGGUCAAGAGUAAGCCAGGAGACAUCCUCAUCAUUGACAACACGCGGGUGCUCCACGGCCGGACGCCCUUUGAUCCCAGCAUCUCAGAGGGGCCGCGCCACAUCCAUAACGCCUACAUUGACCUGGACGACCUUCGCUCCAAACGACGGAUUCUUCAGGAAAAACUUGGCAUUGAGCUCUCGUAAGGGUGAGGGAAGGAGUAAGGGAGCGCUGGGACCGUGUGAGUGAUUCUGUGUUUCACAUUCCUCAGAAUUGUUAGGAGAGGAGUUUUAACUCUUUCACUGCGAUACACUUCAAUUCUAACCACCAAAAUCAAUGUAUGGAGUCUUUAUAAGCAUCUACAAGAGCGACGAGGAUAAAGAAAAGAAUAGAUUCUGCCGUUUUUAGCCAAUAAAAUUAUUGGAAGUGGCUGUGGAACAAGAAAAGAUGUCCUGAGUGGUCAGUGAUUAGGGAAAGAUGUGGCAAAUAGCAGUGAAAAGGUUAAGACAUCUCUGGAAUAGUUUCAAGAGGGGAAUGUCAAGGCAGCUUCCUGUUUAUUUCAAGAGAAGAAUUAUUGUUUCAAGAAAGGAAUGCCAAGACGCCUUCCUAUCAAGAGAAGCAAGAGAAGCAGCCAAGUAUCAAGAGACUUCCUUAUCUAUUUCAAAAGAAGAGGAACUGUUUCAAGAGAAGAAUGUCGAGGCACCUCCGUAAUUAUUUCAAGAGAAGAGGAACUGUUUCAAGAGCUAAGUAUUAAGACAUCUUCGGAACUAUUCCAUUAAUAUUUUUGAUUUAAGAUGACGAAGCUGUAUGUGCCUAGGUGAGUAUAAGAAAAAAAUGAAAACAUGGGAUUAUCAUGGGAGUUUUUUUCCUUUUAAUCAUACAGAAUCCUUCAUUAUUUAAUUAUCGUUUCUGUGUGAAGCUUGUGGCUAACUUCCUCACUGGAAACGUUUUGUGGUCUUGUAUCUUUCUUUCCAAGGCUUCACUCAGCAAUAAACUCAAGUAAGC